This is a messenger RNA of Impatiens glandulifera, 621 nucleotides long. RefSeq names its product RING-H2 finger protein ATL56-like. The record is from RefSeq and is a predicted model, not a curated record. The transcript has a single exon. NCBI's taxonomy places the organism in Eukaryota, Viridiplantae, Streptophyta, Magnoliopsida, Ericales, Balsaminaceae. Bases 52 to 621 code for a protein of 189 amino acids.
GCCGAUUACUCACUUUUCAAUCUUCAUCCUUUUCUUCAAACAAAUGCAACUAUGCAAACCGAUCAUAACGAAAUCGACCUCCAUGAAUGCUCCGGCGAUGAACUUGAUUCAAUCCCUCAAGAACCAUCAACGUCCUCUCUCGCCGCCGUCGCCGGCCAACACAUGGAGCCACCGCCGCCGUCUCCAAAACAUGUUAACCCAUUCUGGGUCAUACUCAAGGGUAUUGUCCUAGCUUUCAUUAUCUCCCUUUUCUUCCUUAUAUUAGGCAUCGCCACAGCUGCUCUCUUUCACUUCAUCGCCGCCGGAGCUCCCUCACACUCCCGUCGUCCCCGCCGCUCUUCUUCUUCAUCAUCAUCAUCAUCAUCAAGUUUUGACUCAGAUUAUACGGCGGAGGAGCUAAUGAGGCUCCUCCCCUGUUUUGAAUAUUCAGAAUCCGACACCACUACUACUACUAAGGAUUGCGCAAUUUGCUUGGAUGGUUUCCAUAGCGGAGAGAGAAUUCGGAAGCUUCCAAACUGUAACCACACUUUUCAUUCUAACUGCGUUGAGAAAUGGCUGACAAGAGUAUCUAAUUGCCCGAUUUGUCGACUCCGGUUGAACUUGUUGACCCCAGAUGAUUAA